Molecule: messenger RNA, 855 nt
Organism: Aspergillus aculeatinus CBS 121060
Lineage: Eukaryota; Fungi; Ascomycota; Eurotiomycetes; Eurotiales; Aspergillaceae
Exons: 1
Coding region: 1-855 (284 amino acids)
Molecular function (GO): protein binding
Source: RefSeq, a predicted model, not a curated record
AUGGCCAUUACGACGGGGAUCCACGCGCUGCCCUCGGAGCUAAUCCUCAGCUGCGGCGAGUACAUGACCCCUAAGACCGCGUUCGCGCUCUCGCUAACCUGCAAAGGCCUCCGACGAGCACUAGCCAACCUCAUCGCCGAGAUGCGCGAGUGCUGCCUCGCCGAAGCGGUGCACUACCACGAGCUCACGUACCUGGCCCCGGACGCGAAAGGCCAUCCGCGGACGCGCACGUACCGCACGGCGCGGGCGCUGCCGCCCCAGCCUCUCGUCGAGGCCGUGCGGGCCGGCAAUGUAGGGCUCGUGACGAAAGCGCUCACGAGGUUCCACAUCAGCGCGGACAGCUACGAUCUCCAGGCGCAGCCGCUGGUGCAUCUGGCGGUGCUGUACAAGCAUCCUGAGGUGGUGGAGGUGCUGCUGAAGCAUGGCGCCGAUCCCAAUGUCACGUCCAGUCGGCUGGAGAUGGCACUGGAUUGCUGGGCCAAUAAGGCGACGGCGGAGGAUGUUGCGGUGCUCAGGCUGCUGCUGGACGCCGGGGCCAAGUGCGCCAUGCCGCGACUGCUGGAUUAUCGGGCUCGCACGCUGGACCUCGAGCUCGGGCUCGUGGAGCGGAUGGUGAGGACGGAGUUGGAGUCGGGUCUGGUCUUGGAGGAGCUGGUUGAUGAUCAGAUGUUCUUCCAGGCGCUGCGCUACGCGUCCCCCAUGUAUGUGCGCGUGAUGGUCGCGAUGCGUCCGGUCUUGCUGCAGCUGACGUCGCUUGAUGGUCGCGGUCCGGUGGCGUAUGCCGCGGAUUGCAAUCGGCCGGAUAUGGUGGCUUGUUUGGUGGAGUUAAGGGCGUGGGAUGCGCCGUCUUUCUAG